GUGCAGCGUACGCACACACGCCCAUCCCCCGGCCCGGUGUGUGAGAGUGUGCGUGUGUGUGCGCGCCGCGGGGCUCUCCUUGACGCACGCCGGGCAGGGGGGCCCCAGCCAGCGCCCCUCCGCUGGGUGCGCGCCCAGUAGUUUCUAUAGGAACCGCGACAGCGCCCGGGCCCCUCCUGCGGAGCCCGGGUGCGAGCAUGCCCAGUGGAAGCCGCUAGUUUGGCCCGGGUCGAGGUUUCCAGUAAGUGGCAUGCGGGACUCCGGAGACAUCCCAAUGAGCUGAGCCGAGAGUCUUUGUGUGCACAGGGAGAAGGAGGCGGUGGCCGCCGGGCCCGGAGACCCCGCCCCGGGGGCCCGGCAGGAACAAUGCUAGCCUGCCUAACCCGGGGGAACUUACUGGACGUCCUGCAGGAGGGCUUCAAUGAGCAACAGCUGCAGGCAUAUGUGGCCUGGGUGAACGCACAGCUGAAGAAGAGGCCAACAGUGAAGCCUGUGCAGGACCUGCGACAGGAUCUCCGGGAUGGGGUGAUCCUGGCAUAUCUCAUCGAGAUUGUAGCAGGAGAAAAGCUGAGUGGUGUACAGCUGAGUCCCAGUAACCAGCAGGAGAUGAAGAAUAAUGUGGAGAAAGUGUUACAGUUUGUAGCCUCCAAAAAGAUUCGUAUGCACCAGACUUCAGCUAAAGAUAUCGUGGAAGGCAACCUGAAGUCUAUCAUGAGGCUGGUCCUGGCCUUGGCAGCUCAUUUCAAACCGGGCUCCAGCAGGACAGUGAACCAAGGACAGGACGCCAGAGCCCCUCUGCAGAGUCACCAGCCACACUGUGCCACUGCUGUGGCCCAGGGAGCAGCUGCCGCCCUAGCUGAUGUGUGUCACGACAUGUCACGGUCAGGGCGGGAUGUCUUUCGAUACAGACAGAGGAACAGCAGCCUGGAUGAGGAGAUUGAGAAUCCAUGCUGGAGCGUGCGAGCCCUGGUGCAGCAGUAUGAAGGGCAACAAAGGUCCCCGUCCGAGUCCAGCUGCUCCAGCCUGACUUCCCCCAGUCCUAUCCACAGUGCAAAGAGCGACUCCAUUAUAACCCAGUCGGAGGAGAAGGCAGAUUUCGUGAUUAUUCCCUCUGAAGGAAUAGAGAACAAAACAGAGGAGACAGACUCUCCAUUAUCCCGGGACUGGAGACCAGGCAGCCCCCGGCCCUAUCUGGAGACUUCAUGGGAAGAACAGCUGUUGGAACAACAAGAACAUUUGGAAAAAGAAAUGGAGGAAGCCAAGAAAAUGAUAUCAGGAUUACAGGCCUUACUGCUCAAUGGAUCCUUACCCGAAGAUGAACAGGAGAGGCCCUUGGCCCUCUGUGAACCAGGAGUCAAUCCCGAGGAACAAUUGAUUAUAAUCCAAAGUCGUCUGGAUCAGAGUAUGGAGGAGAAUCAGGACCUAAAGAAGGAGCUGCUGAAGUAUAAACAAGAAGCCAGAAACUUACAGGGGAUCAAGGAUGCCUUGCAGCAGAGGCUGACUCAGCAGGACACGUCAGUCCUUCAGCUCAAACAAGAACUGCUGAGGGCAAAUAUGGACAAAGAUGAGCUGCACAACCAGAACGUGGAUCUGCAGAGGAAGCUAGACGAGAGGAAUCGGCUCUUGGGAGAAUAUAAAAAGGAACUGGGCCAGAAGGACCGCCUCCUGAAGCAGUACCAGGCCAAGUUGGAGGAAGCACUUCGGAAACUCUCUGAGGCCAGUUACCAGCAGGUGGAUCUGGAGCGGGAGCUGGAACACAAAGAUGUCCUUUUGGCUCACUGUAUGAAAAGAGAGGCAGAGGAGGUGACCCACUGCAGCAGUCACAACCCUCAAAGCAAUGGUUUUCUCCUUCCAGUGGCAGGAAAAGGAGCUGCUUCAGUCACUCACAGAGGGAGCAGCGACCUUCAGCUUGUUCGGGAUGCCCUCCGCAGCCUGCGCAACAGCUUCAGUGGCCACGACCCUCAGCACCACACCAUCGACAGCUUGGAGCAGGGCAUCUCCAGCCUCAUGGAGCGCCUGCACGCCAUGGACACCCAGAGGAAACAGGACAGAAGGGUUCGGGUCAAGUCACCCAGAACUCAAGCAGGUAGUGAAUACCGGGAGUCCUGGCCCCCUAUUUCAAAGUUGCCUCACUCACAGAGCUCUCCAACUGUCAGCAGCGCCUGCACGAAGGUGCUCUAUUUCACUGACCGGUCACUUACGCCCUUCAUGGUCAAUAUACCAAAGAGGUUGGGGGACGUGACACUGAAGGAUUUUAAAGCAGCUAUUGACCGGGAGGGAAAUCAUCGGUAUCACUUCAAAGCACUGGAUCCUGAGUUUGGCACUGUCAAGGAGGAGGUUUUCCACGAUGAUGAUGCCAUCCCUGGAUGGGAAGGGAAAAUUGUAGCCUGGGUGGAAGAAGACCAUGGAGAGAAUUAAUGCUGAGUAUUAGAUUGAGGGCUUGUGGAACUUGGCAGUCCCUGGCUGCUUCACUCAGGAGAGAGGACUAAAACCAGAAUACACUAAGAAGUUUUUAGUUUGUGCUGCCAAAACAGAAGCUUCUCCAAGUGUGACAGCCAUAGGCCAGUCCUGUUUCUGUGCCUGGCACAUGUGGUACUUCAAGACCCUGUCCAAAAGUAGACCAUGGGUUCUUGUGGAGUUCCUUGUCCGUGGGAACACAGUGUUUUAUUCUACUCUGAGGACAACAAACCGAAGGCCUUAACCAAUGGGGAUGGAUGAUCCCACUCCUAUAUGGGCAUGGCUGCUAUUAUCUGGAACCUGGGAACUGGAUGUAUCACUCCUGUGUGUUACAGUAUUAUUUUAAUUGGCCUCAGUGGUUGCAGCAAUCAGAGUACCAGCAUUUGUACUCACAGACAAGGUGAAGGUACCAGCUUUUUUGCUUCCUUGCAGCUAUUGCAAACCAAGAAUAACUCGUAAGGUGGUACCAAAGAUGAAAGCCCACUCUUCAGGAAUUUUUUGGACUGGACGUGGAUGGUGCUGAAUUGUUGAAUGGAUUGAAAAAGGGCUGCCCAUAUUGUGCUAUACACUACGCUAAAACCAUAAUUAAGUAAGACCUUGGGCUGCCUCUUGUGUCUUAACUGGUUUUGCAACUUGUCCUUUAGCCCACAGAGGGCAUAUUUCAUGUACUGCUCAUUUUCUCUGGGGACUCUUUAACGUUAGAGCCAUUUUUUCCCCUUCCAACUGAUGAACUUUGUGUUUGAAAGGAAUAAGGAGCGAAAGUCUCCUUUCAAAUCCAGGCGGGUAUGGAAAGGUGCUGCUACCCAUGUCCUCUUGACUUUCUUUCUCUCAUGACUUUCUUUAGCUCAUGGCAUCUCCUUUGCAGUCAAAAGGAAACAGACCAUUAGUUUCAGUAUUUGUGAUUGAUAAGUACUGAGCAUGAGUUACUGGUCUACCCCUCUUCAUUUCAAGGCCUGAGAGUUAUUUUCUAUUAUAUAUUUAGUCUAGGCUGAUCCUUUGGCCACAGAAGAAACCAUGGGGGCAUGGAGCAUGAGUUGUGAAUGGCAGGGUUGAUUCUGGGUGAUAGCACCUAGAAUCCUUUCUCAUGUGCAACACUGUCAAGUGUAGAAGCUAAAAGAUUUAAACUUUCAGAGAUUACUUUAUAUCUUGAGUUUUCUCAUUCAUUCACCAAGCACCAUCAACCAAUCAGAUAUAUACAUAUAUCAGUCUGCCUGUGAUCACCAGUGUACACUGCCAACCAGAAGAGUCAGACAGAUCAGCUCUGGGUUCUUGACCUGUCUGUCUCUAGUUCAUCUCCCCUUUUCAGCCAUUUCAACAGACGACUGAUCGGAGCUCCGAGAUGACAUUUUGUUGUUUUAUAUAGAUGUGUCUUUAAGUUCAUGUUUGGAGAAUUCUUUUCUACUCAUUUGCUUUUUGUCCAAGAACCAUGUCUAUUUUUAUAACUUGAGUGAGAGUUCUGUAUAUUCUCACAUUCUGUAUACUAGAUCCAUUUUCUAGAGAACCCAGUUGCUUUUAUACAGGCUCUUCUCUUCUUACCAGCCCUAUGGUUUCAGAACAAGCUUUAUUUUAUUACAAGUAUACUAAUGACAGAUUACUCCUGUUCCAAUUCUACCAGCCAUUUUAGUUAUGGAGUUAGUUUUAUGGAACCUAUUUGAUGGCUCCUCUAGCUGACAGAAGGAACUCAAAAGACACCUGAUGUCUUUCGUGUAAGUUUACCUGGUCUCCUCCUACUGAAGAAUGAUUUCUCAUCAGAAAUGACUGGGAAAAUUUGGGGAAGUCAUUUAUAAGCAAGAAGAAUUCAUUAUGAAAGCAAACAGAAGAAAACAGUAUAUUCUCCAUUCCUCCCCAGCCCCCCCCCCCCCACCAGGAAGUCUGGAGAAGAAGUCCUCGUCACCAGUUUGUCUGUUGCAUGAAUUUUAGUGUUUUGCUAUAAGACAGCAUGAGGGUUAUCAGGCCAAAAUUUGUUAUUGUAUUUUCAGUACAAUUUAUCUUGAACAUCUGUCGCUUAAGUCAGUUUUACUUGUCAGUUUUCUUUCAGCAAACAUUCUUACUAUUAUGUAGAAUUUAACUUCAGAGAAAAUUAAAUCAGAGAAAAUUUUCAGAGUCCUCUACCUUCUUUGUCUUUUAUCUCUAUGUCUUUUGGAAAAGGAGCUGCAUGGCCUUAGUGCCUCCACAGAAAGCUUAAGUUGAAUUAAUAGCUCAUUAAUCUCAUAUGCCACGGGUGAUAACUAAGCACCCCCAUUACAGGAUGGCACGCCAGAGUGCUUCUAUAAAAUGUGUUGCUAAUCCUCAUUCCAGUUUCUAAACAGAGGAGCCUUCUAGGAGGAGUGUGCAUUGAUUCAUUCUGGUUUGAACUGUCUCCUAUUUGAUACACUAGGAGGCCUUUUGACUUAUUCAGAGUCUUACCCCCUACUGGCAUUUGUGUGGGAUAGUCCCUCCUGCUACUGCUGAAGUUCUCUUUCUUUGAGAAAACUAAGGAACUAGAAUGUUUAGAGUUCAUGAAAUAAUCUCUAAACCUGAUUUUAAAAAUGACCCUCUCAUAAAAACUAAGUUAGUAAAAAGCUCAAUUCCUUAAACAGUCUUCAUUUAAAAACUGGACUGUUCUCACUCAGUUAACUAAAGUAGCUGGAAGUGGAACACUUUACAACUUCUACCUAAAGAAUUUAGGUUAAACCUACUUGGUAAUAUCAGUGCUGCUUACUGACCAACUUUCCAGCUCUUUUUGACCAGGACGGUUGUAAAUUAAGGAAAAUAUCUUUAUACUCUGUAUUCAAUCCAAGAGGACUCUAAUUACUUAAAAUCAUUUAGGUCAUAAUAAUAAUAAUUUUCAUUUUUUCCAUAAAAUAAGCAUUAUGAUUGCACACUCCUUCUAUGGUCUGAAUUUAUGUAAGAGGUAUAGCUUGCUUAAAAUAUAUAUGUAAAGUUAUAUUUUCUUAGAAACAUGGAUGUUUGCAACCAUUGCUUUCAAAGAGAUUAUUACCAUGUAUUCUCUCUGUUUUACGUUUUCAUGAAGAUUGUGUUAUACCAGAGGCUUCUGAUUAUCAAAGUGAUAAACAGUUUUACCUGUCUGUACCAGAUUUGUGACCUAAUUAAAAAAAAACUCAGAAACAAACUAUGAAUAAAAUGGACUUU
Molecule: messenger RNA, 5589 nt
Organism: Mesoplodon densirostris (Blainville's beaked whale)
Lineage: Eukaryota; Metazoa; Chordata; Mammalia; Artiodactyla; Ziphiidae
Gene: DIXDC1
Product: DIX domain containing 1
Exons: 20
Coding region: 367-2418 (683 amino acids)
Biological process (GO): canonical Wnt signaling pathway
Cellular component (GO): cytosol
Molecular function (GO): protein binding
Source: RefSeq, a predicted model, not a curated record